Messenger RNA from Vigna radiata var. radiata (mung bean), 1507 nucleotides. Its product is annotated as glycine-rich RNA-binding protein 3, mitochondrial. Gene Ontology annotation, cellular component: nucleoplasm. Gene Ontology annotation, biological process: regulation of gene expression. Gene Ontology annotation, molecular function: RNA binding. Bases 116 to 1234 code for a protein of 372 amino acids. The record is from RefSeq and is a predicted model, not a curated record. NCBI's taxonomy places the organism in Eukaryota, Viridiplantae, Streptophyta, Magnoliopsida, Fabales, Fabaceae. The transcript is spliced from 6 exons.
GUUUUACAAAAUUUAAACACGAGAGAGAAGCAAUAUCCAUCUAGGGUUUCUCAUUUUACUUUUCUCAUUCUCGUUCUCUUUUUCGCUUUCGCAAGCUCUUCUGAAUUCGCAAGCUAUGGAAUCUCCCGGUAACGAGCAUGUGGUGGGUGCCGCUGACCCCAACGACGUCGUUACACCUUUCUCCCACAGAGAAGAACCCCACAAUUCCCAACCCCUCACCGGCGACGGUGCCAGUCCCGGAAAGAUAUUUAUAGGUGGUUUAGCGAGAGAAACGACCAUUGCUCAAUUCAUCAAGCACUUUGGGAAAUAUGGUGAGAUCACGGAUUCGGUCAUCAUGAAGGACCGGAAAACUGGGCAACCUCGUGGAUUCGGGUUUAUAACGUAUGCCGAUCCCUCGGUGGUUGAUAAAGUCAUUGAGGAUCCUCACGUCAUCAAUGGAAAACAAGUUGAGAUUAAGCGGACGAUACCAAGGGGAGCUGUUGGCUCUAAGGAUUUUAGGACAAAGAAAAUUUUUGUAGGUGGAAUUCCUUCAAAUGUGACUGAAGAUGAAUUCAGAGACUUCUUUACUCGCUAUGGUGAAGUAAAAGAUCACCAAAUAAUGCGGGACCACUCCACCAACAGAUCUCGUGGAUUUGGGUUUAUCACAUUUGAUUCUGAAGAAGCAGUUGAUGAUCUUCUAUCCAUGGGGAACAAAAUUGAAUUUGCUGGAGCUCAGGUGGAAAUCAAGAAGGCUGAACCAAAGAAGCCAAACUCUGCACCUCCAUCAUCCAAGCGCUACAAUGACUCAAGAUCUUCAUACGGUGGUGCUGGAUAUGGAGAUGCCUAUGAUGGAUUUGGUGGCAAUUUUGGAGUUGGGGGUGGUUAUAGAUCAGGUGGUGCUUAUGGUGGUGGUAGGGCUGGUGCUUAUGGUGCCUAUGGAAGUGAAUUUGGUGGUUAUGGAGGAUAUGCUGGUGCGAUGGGACCGUACAGAGGAGAUCCCUCCCUCAGUUAUGCUGGUCGAUAUGGUGGAAGCUUUAGUAGAGGGUAUGAUCUUGGUGGGUAUGGUGGACCUAGUGAGAAUUAUGGGGCAUAUGGUGGGGGUGGUGGUUCUUCUGGUGGUGCUGGUGCCGGUGCCUAUCAAAGUGGCUAUGAUGGCAGCCUAGGAGGUGGAUAUGGAGGGACUAGUGGUGGUCCCUUCUAUGGGAGCAGUAGAGGUGGUUAUGGUGCUGGCCGAUACCAUCCUUAUGGAAGAUAAGAUUGGAUACCGAGCAUUUGUAGUCUAGGACUAAUAUGUCUAGCAUCAAAGCAAGUUUGUAGUCUGUGUUUGGUUCAUCAGUUAGAUUACAUGUUUUCUUUUCAAAAGAGAAUUGCCAAGUAUGCUUUUAUUUAUCAGCACAACCAUUUCUUGGAAGUCUAAACAAAAUUUUCAUUUGAUCCCCUCUUUGAAGUCUUUUUUUUGUUCAUGUAAGCUGCAAAUUGUGCAGAUGCUUGUAUUCUCAAUGUUAUUGUUGCUUUGUACCAUUUCUUA